AUGCAGCUUGCCAUUCCUUUCCUUCUAGGCCUGAGCUGGCUCGCCAAGGCCGCCUACAUCCCUGUCCUGAGCUCCAACUCUACCGAGAUUGUAUCUCGCGAUGUUGGCGGGUAUCGCUCUGUGGCAUAUUUCGUGAACUGGGCUAUCUACGGUCGCAACUACCAACCCCAGAACCUUCCCGCCGAACGUCUGACACAUGUGCUUUACGCAUUCGCCAAUAUCCGCACCAACGGCGAGGUCUACCUAUCUGAUACCUGGUCGGACACCGACAAGCACUACGACGGUGAUUCCUGGAAUGACGUUGGAACCAACGUCUACGGCUGUAUCAAGCAGCUGUUCCUGCUGAAGAAGCGAAACGCCAAACUCAAGGUUCUUCUGUCAAUUGGAGGCUGGACCUACUCGUCCAGCUUUGCCCCUGCGUUUGAUAACGAUGCCGGACGGCAGAAAUUUGCCGACUCUUCCGUGGAGCUGCUGAAGAACCUGGGUUUCGAUGGUAUUGAUGUUGAUUAUGAGUACCCAAGCAAUGAUGAUCAGGCGGACAAGUUCGUUGACGCGCUUCGACGCCUGCGUGGUGCUUUGGAUUCCUACAGUGCCGGCAACGCAGGUGGUUACCAUUUCCUGCUUACUGCCGCAUCCCCCGCUGGUCCCUCCCACUACCGCCAGGAGCGUCUGAACCAGAUGGACCAGUACCUGGACUUCUGGAACCUCAUGGCCUACGAUUACUCCGGCAGUUGGGACACAGUCGCCGGCCACAAUGCCAAUCUCCACGGAUCCAAGGAUAACCCAUCCAGCACCCCAUUCAACACGGACCAAGCUAUUGACUACUACACCUCACAGGGAGUUGCUCCACACAAGAUCGUGCUUGGUAUGCCGCUGUACGGCCGGGCAUUCACCAGCACCGACGGCCCCGGAAAACCCUACAACGGGGUUGGAGCGGGCAGCUGGGAGAAUGGAGUGUGGGACUACAAGGGUCUGCCGCUCCCCGGCUGCCAAGUCACCGUUCUGGACCAGCCCGGUGCUAGCUACUGCUACGAUCCUGCCAAUCGACUCUUCGUUAGCUACGACACUCCUGAGAUUGCCCGUCAGAAGGGUCGGUAUAUCCGCGACCGGGGACUCGGUGGUGGUAUGUGGUGGGAGAGUAGUAGUGAUAAGGCUGGUGGUGACAGUUUGAUUACAGCGGUUGUUGAUACACUCGGCGGCGUCGGGGCUUUGGAGCAGAGCGGGAAUCAGCUUCACUACCCUGCCUCCAAGUAUGAGAACUUGAAGAGCGGUUUUCCUUAA
This is a messenger RNA of Penicillium bovifimosum, 1281 nucleotides long. RefSeq names its product glycoside hydrolase family 18 protein. The transcript is spliced from 6 exons. NCBI's taxonomy places the organism in Eukaryota, Fungi, Ascomycota, Eurotiomycetes, Eurotiales, Aspergillaceae. Bases 1 to 1281 code for a protein of 426 amino acids. Gene Ontology annotation, cellular component: extracellular region. The record is from RefSeq and is a predicted model, not a curated record. Gene Ontology annotation, biological process: carbohydrate metabolic process; chitin catabolic process. Gene Ontology annotation, molecular function: chitin binding; chitinase activity.